UUGACUUUUUACCCAUUUUAUUGUAGAUUUAAAAACUGAAAUCUCUCCUUUACUAAAGUGUUCUGAGUCUUUGCUGUGGCUUGGCUGCUUCUUGUUUGCUUUAAUUAUCCCUGAGGUGUAGAAGUUGACUAAGUCCACCUGAGAUGUCCACCAAAGACACACAACUGAGUAUAUAAGGACCCCACAGUUCACACUGCAACUCAGCAUGAAAAGCAUUAAAUCCAGAGAACUCUCUGUGGAGAGGCUCAGAUCAGGGUGAAGGUUUAAGUCCAGGACUCUGGUCUGCCUGCUGGUGCAGUUUGAAUGUUUUGCAUAGCUGUUAUCCAAAUGUCUCAGUCAAAUGUGAGGUGAUGAGUGAUUUUUGCAUGAGAUGAUGACAGAGGGAGAUACACUAACAUAUAAAGGAGCCAAACCAGAGGGACAAAAACAGAUCUCAGGCUCUGAGUCCAGAUUAGCUUCACUCCUCUUCUCUUCUGAACCAGAUCAGCAGAGAUGGCAGACCUGAAGACUGCUGAGGCCAAGGACUGGAUCAAAUCUCUUAUUGAGGAGUCUCAGAAAGCCAAAGAGUUCUCCUACUGUCCCUACAGCCAGCUCAGAGUGGGAUCAGCCCUAUUAACAGAAGAUGAGAAGAUCUUCACAGGUUGUAACAUAGAGAAUGCCUGUUUCUACCUGGGCCUGUGUGCAGAGAGGACUGCCAUCAACAAAGCUGUGUCUGAUGGAUACACCAAGUUUAAGGCCAUAGCUGUGUCCAGCGACCUGGAGGAGCAGGUCAUCCCUCCCUGUGGCGCCUGUCGACAGGUCAUCAGAGAGUUUGGGGACAUACCCGUCUUCAUGACCAGGAUGGAUGGAUCCUACACCAGGAUGACUGUGGAGGAGCUGCUGCCUCUGUCCUGGAAUGCAGAGUACCUGAAGAAGAAUGAAUGAAUGACUGGAGACAGGAUAAAAUAUAAAGAUCAGGAUCUGAAACAUUUCACUGGAGGCUUCAGUUUCAUGUUUCUGUGUCAUCACUUCAAAUAAAAGCUUGUCUUCAGCAGCU
Messenger RNA from Lates calcarifer (barramundi perch), 1036 nucleotides. Its product is annotated as cytidine deaminase. Bases 493 to 924 code for a protein of 143 amino acids. The record is from RefSeq and is a predicted model, not a curated record. Gene Ontology annotation, cellular component: cytosol. Gene Ontology annotation, molecular function: cytidine deaminase activity; zinc ion binding. The transcript is spliced from 4 exons. NCBI's taxonomy places the organism in Eukaryota, Metazoa, Chordata, Actinopteri, Centropomidae.